CGUUUUAGCGCUAUAAUUAGAAGACAUAUGACAAAAAAGAUGGCAGCGAUUGCCGACCGCUGUCCUUCGGAUAUAUUGCAAAAAUGGCGCAUUAUGUGAUAUUUUCACAAGAUUUUAUAAUUAUAAGUGAAAAUUUGUGCAGUGCUACAUUGUGAUGGUGUGUUGUUUUACAUGAAUGACAGUGUUAAACGUGUGUAAACAGGACUGCGACUCUCAUCUGGAUAUUGGAUUACACAUAAAAUCAAGUCACGAUGGUGGUGGGGGAGAGCAAGCGGUCCAACAUCAUGGACGGCAUCGAGAACACGGGCGACGUCCGGCUGCACGACCACCGGCUGCGGCUCAAACAGAGAUUCGACAUAGUCCGAAAGCUCGGACAGGGCACGUACGGCAAGGUGCAGCUGGGCAUCAACAAGAAGACGGGGCAGGAGGUCGCCAUCAAGACCAUCAAGAAGUGCAAGAUCGAGUCGGAGGCGGACCUGGUGCGCAUCCGGCGGGAGGUGCAGAUCAUGUCCUCCGUGCGGCAUCCCAACAUUGUACAUAUUUAUGAAGUAUUUGAAAAUAGUGAAAAGAUGAUCCUCGUGAUGGAGUACUGCUCCGGGGGAGAACUGUACGACUACCUCAGCCAAAAGAAAGUAUUACAAGAAGACGAAGCGAGAAGGUUAUUCCGUCAGAUCGCGACGGCCGUUUAUUAUUGCCAUAUACAUAAGAUAUGCCAUAGAGACUUGAAGCUGGAAAACGUGUUAUUGGACGACACGGGCAGCGCUAAGAUAGCCGACUUCGGUCUGUCAAAUGUGUUCAAAGAGACGUCAUUACUGUCGACGUUCUGCGGGUCGCCUCUGUACGCGUCGCCGGAAAUUGUUAAAGGGACGCCUUACAUCGGUCCUGAGGUGGACUGCUGGUCGCUGGGCGUGCUGCUCUACACCCUGGUGUACGGCGCCAUGCCGUUCGACGGCUCCAACUUCAAGCGGCUGGUGCGCCAGAUCAGCAACGGGGAUUACUACGAGCCCAAGAGUCCUUCCACCGCAUCGCCGCUGAUCCGGGACAUGCUGACGGUGGACCCUCUCAAGCGCGCGGACAUUGUGUAUAUUUGUGAUCACUCAUGGGUGAACACGGGGUGCGAGACGGGCUGCCUGGAGAUGGCGGAGAUGCUGGCGGCCGAGACGCCGGUGCGCCUCGACCUGCUGCUCUCCCUGGCGCCGCCGCCCAGCAACUCCGUCGUCGUGCCCAACGAGGGCGAACUGACAGCGUCCGAGAGCGGCGCAGAACUCACAACUUCAGCCUCGAUGGCCAUGGUGGAGCCCAGCAGCUCCGCCGAGAAGAGAAUUCUUGACCUCGUGGCCGAGGGUGGUGAGGACGCGAUCAAGCCGUCGCCGACGCGCACCAUCGUGGCCGACAACAAGCGCAAGCUCGAGCUGGCCGCGUCGGCCGCCGCCGUCGGCAGGAAGAAGGAACGGGUUCACAGUGCGGCGAGCCUCGCGGGCGCCGCCUCGGAGCCGGUGCCGGAGCCCGGCACGCCAGAGGCGGUCCAACCCACCUUAAUAUCAUCCGCCACCAUGACGAUAUCCCCCGCACCCUUGCCCGUGCAGCUCGCCAAGGACGCCACGCGGGAGAUCAUUAAGCCCGCGCCGGCCCCGCCCGCCGCCGCCGCCGUCGCCAAGCAGGCCCCCAAGAAAUACAAGUGUUGCUCGCACGAGCACGAGGAGGACUCCCCCGCGUCCCCCGCGGCCCCUGCGUCACCUAAGGAGGAGGUGUCGGCGGCGGCCGCGCAGCUCACGGGGCUGGCCAUCGCGCAGCCGCAGCCGCUGCCGCAGCCGCCCCAGCAGCCGCUCCAGCAGGCACCCCAGCAGCCGAAACCUAAGAAAUUCUCUAUACCCGGCGGCAAUGUCGGGAGCUUCAAGGAGCAGUUCGAGAGGCGCGCGUCGCUCACGGCGGCGGCGGAGCCCAAGCGAGCCGUCUCCAAACCUGUGUCGAAGAUCGCCAAGCCGAAGGCGCAGAGCGAGGACCGCGAGCUUCAGAAGAGCCCGGACAGCGGCUCCGUUAGACUGCAGCAGAUCGGGAUUGAGCCUUCCCCGGCGGCGGUGUGCGAGCUGCCCGUGCUGGGGCAGCAGCACCGCGGCGGCGUGCAGAAGACGGAGAGCGAGCCCAACCACGGCACGCCCGUCGACGCCGCCGUGCUGCUGCAGGACGCCAGGAGGAGUCUCCAGAACUCCAUGGCCAAGCUGGAGGAGGCCAAGGUGGGCGAGGAGAGCCGCCGCCGCGCCGCCCGGGACAUCAUCACCACCGCCAUACGGACAGCCCCGUUGCAUCAUCUUUCUCCAGAUUCUUUAGACGGCAAGCCGCCAGUGCCGUACGGGCGCUCGUCGUCGGCGGGCGUGGCGGCGCUCAGCGGGCUGGCGUCGCCCGCCUCGCCCGGCACGCCCGGCACGCCGAGCACGCCCGGCACGCCCGGCUCGCGCGUGUUCCGCACCGAGGCGCAGCACCGCGUCGAGGACCACCGCCCGAGGGGCGUGUCGGUGGAGCGCAUCAUCCCCAUCGCCGUGGCCGAGGAGGCUUCGCCUGCUCCCGCCGCCGCGCCUGCGCCCGCCGUCAGCCGGCAAACUAGUCACCAACCGUUAAGACGAUUAACGUCAAACGAAUCGACGGGCAGCGCGGCCGAGUCCGUCUCGAGCGGCGGCGAACCGAUCAAGAAGAGCGCGAGGGAGUUCAUCAUACCUAUAGCAGUGGAGGGCAAGGGAUACGUCACACCGAGGCAACGCAGCACCGAGCCGGAGAUGACGCGCAAGCCGCGCAAGCCGAGACGCAUCAGCAGCCUCGUAAGCGGCGGCGAAUCCGAAGAAGAAGACGACAACCACAUGCAUCGCUUGAGGUCGACGCGCGCGGCGCGGGCCGAGUCGGUGAGCUCGGGCGAGGAGGACGAGGAGGACGAGGGCUUCCAUCUCCUCACGGCGGAGAACCUCUUCUCCACAUUGCUUCACAGGGUGCGCGCGCUGACCACCCGGCUGAACGGCGAGGAGGGCCCCGGCCUGCAGCGCCCGCACUCGCUCUUCAACAACCUCGCACACGACAACUUCUUCAACAGCCCUCACUUACCCAGGAGAAACUUGCUCACUCAUAGAUAUGUGGAAAGUAAACGAAGUGUGUCGGAAACACGCGAGGGGUGGGGCUCGCGCGACCUGCACGCGGACUUCGAGUCGAUGUUCAACAAGCCGCGCCAGCCGCCGCGAGGUAAUAGUAAGAAAACGGGUAAACACGGAAGCGAGAAUAGCAAAGACGAGGCGCUGGACCUGUCGGACCUGGACCUGAGCGGCAUGCGGCUGAGCGGGCGCGAGCUGCGCGCGCUGUCCGGCCUCACGCCCGCGCUGUCCCGCCGCCUGCAGCGCCAGCUGCUCGCCCAGCUGCCUCCCGCCGCCGCGCAGCAGCUGCGCCGCACGCUCUCGCUCACCGCACCCUCCACCUCCGCCACCGCCGCCACGCCGCCCGCCCGCAGCUCCUCCGCCAUCAGCGACGCGGCCGCUGUCGCCUCCUCCACGCUGCCGCGGCUGCGGCGGCCCGAGCCCGAGCCGGAGCAAGCACCGACCCCGCCGACACCGGAGCACACCCCCCAGCCGCCGCGCGAGUCUAGCGCACGGGCCACCCCAGAUCGGCCGCUGCUCAGUAAAUAUUUAACUCCGGAGCGCGCUCCCUCGCUGGACGAGUCGUCGGACGGCGGCUCCGUGCUGUCGGAGCCGGUGGCGCGCCGGCACUCGCUGCGGCUGACGCCCGACCGCCCCCGGAAACGAGUCUCGCGCUUCCUCCGCCCCGACUUCUUCGACUCGCCGCCCGACGAGAGCGUGUACGCGCGGCAGAAGCGCGAGAAAGAAAUGGAGACGCAAAAGAUACUAAGAGAAAUUCGAGAGAAAAAGAGUAGGGCGUUAGAGUCGGGCGUGAGGAGCCCGGAGUACGGUACCGUGUCGCCCUCGUUCCGCGAGGAACCCGUGCUGGCGCGCAAGUGCGUCUCCCCCGGCAUCCUGCUGGGCAAGGAGCGCAGCCGCUCCAACACCCCGUUCCUCCCCAUACUGGACAACAUCAAAGAGGCCGCCCUAGACGCCCACAAGCUUCCGGAGCUCGCGCCCGAAACCGACAGAAAGACUUACAUUGAUAGUAUUUUAGAUAACAAAUUGACUAGGCCGAGAAGUUUCCCUGUAAAAAAGUUAGAGCCGUUCGAUGAUCAAAGUCGUACCGCGCCGACGAUGACGGAUGCGAAAGACAAAGAGGAAAGCAAGGAGAAAACUCUGCCGCGGGAAUCUAAACUUAUACGUCCGAAGAGCUACCCCACUAGUAGUCCGUCGCCUGAAAAACUGUACAUCAAUCGCGCCGCCAAAAACGACGAAACCGUCAACAGUACUAGUAAUCCGGUGAAGGACGAAAUGCCUCCGCCGCCUCUCAAUAGUAAAAACGAUGUCGAAGUCAGUUUCAGUAUUAGUUUACCCAGGAAACCGAAACCUGCUGCACCUGUAAAGACGGAAAACUCUAACGAACCGACCCCGCAAAAAGAACAGACGCCUGACUCCAAAGAUAGUCCGAGCACAAACCUAGUUCUGAAAAAGUUCGUAGUAGUGAAUAACGAAAGUUCUAGUGAAAAAACGGAUGGUAAAAAUCUUAAAAUUGAAAAUGGUAUAGCGAAUGGGAAUUUGAACGGCAGUGCCGUUAAAGUCGAGCCAAAAACUGACGCGAAACCGAAAGUAGUCAACAGCGCAUCUAAAAAAGAAAUCACGCAAAAAUCUCCCGAAACCGAAGGAAGCGAAAAGAAAGGAACUAUCAAGAAGAAAAUAAUUAAGAAAGUUUCGUCCAAAUCAAAGACUGACGUGGGGAGCGCGGACUCGAAAGAUAAACCCGCCGCGGAAAAGAAGAAAGUCACAAAGAAAGUGAAAGAAAAGGAUCCCGAAAACGGCGCCAAACCGACCGUCACAAAAAAGAAAUCGGUUUUGCAGUCGAUAGGGCACAAGUUGGAAAAGUUUACGUCGUCCAAGUCGAACUCCCCCGAGAAGGUGUGCGAGAACAAAACUAUUAGCGAGGCUAAGAAAGAUACGGCGAAAGUGAGCCGCACGCAGCGGGAGCACUCGGUGCCGGUGAGCACGGAGCCGCCCACCGAGGCCGGCCUCAUCCAGCGCGCCGUCACGCUCGCCGACGUGGCCGCGCUCGACCCGCCGCCCGCCAACAAGACCACCGUCUCCAAGGUCCUGGGCCUCUUCAAAAAGUUCGAACCCAAAGAGAAAGUAGUAAAGCCGCUAGAAAAAACUACAAACGAUACAGAGCCGACCAAAGAAGUGAUUCCCGAGAGUGAACCGGUAGAGGAAUCUACCGACGAUAAACCCAAACGACCCACGUCGUUGCUUCUCAACGGUCUGGGUCGAAAAAAGUACGGGAAAACCGGCAGCGACGGCGUCUCCGUAACGAACGAGAACAACGAACAGACAGUACUUAAGAAAGAUGCCGAAUCUAAAAAUAAAAAUAGUUUAAAACUGGAUUUCUCCAGGUUGCCAAGAGUUAAGAAAAUAGUUCCUACCGACCCUGUGAUAGAACCGCAAAUUGUGUGCAUUUCCCCCGAAGGUAAAGAGACUGAGAAGGAGGUAGAGAGUAACGGGACGGGCGAGCGCGAGGACGAGGCGAGCAGCCGCGGCCGGUCGCGCAGCCGCUCCACCCUCUCCAACUCGGAGCUCAGGUCCGAGCGCAGCGAGCCGCGCGCGGAGCCCGCGCACCCGCUGCGCAACCACGAGCCCACCACGCCCGAGCGGGAGGACAUUGUCGACAGAAUACGAAGGAAGAGUUUCUACUCGAGGUUCAACGAAAAGAAACAACGAAGGAAAAGUAAUCUAGUCGGUCCGGGCGCCACCGAGUACGACCCUAUCGCCGUGCUGCACGGCACCUCCCACGAGCGCUCCGACCCGGGCUCGCCCGGCAGUCUAGACCUGUCCCCGGGCUACUCCGCCGCCUCCGACCUCUCGCCCUCCGCCGAGCGAUACCGAUCUCUCUUGACUGAUACGCCCGUUAGCACUAGGAAUAACUUAAGAUUUGAUAAUUACGGCCUGAACGAUAAGAUAGACACGUAUCGAUCUCUCGAUAGAAACGAAUUCCGGAAGUAUCCGACGCGAAGUUACCUAGAUUAUGAGCAGCCUUCGUACGGCACGCUGGGGCACCGCUACUCGCGCACCAAGUCGCUGCUGGACGGCGAGGAGUCCGCGCUGGGCCGAGAGCCGGCGCGCUACAGCCGCACGCUGUCCAUGUACUCGCCCGGCAACUACGCCACCUACCGCCCCAAGACCACCAGGAACUCCGCCAUCAUCCUCAAGGAGAGCGAGAAGGAACCCAGUCCAGAAAACAUUCUAGAAAGAAUUAGACAAAGGAAAAAAUAUUCGAUUAGCCUCACUCGCCAACCGGACCCCGAAAAGGAAACCUCCCCAAGAUCCGCUGUCCCACCUCAAGGCGAAGGCGACCGUGCAGAACGCGCUGAGGAAGCUCACUGAACGGAACUACUAGCGGCUGCGGCGCGGCGCGGCGCGGCGGUACUCAAGCAUUUGUUAACUAUUCACUCCUCGGAUGUAGUCUCUUCCACCAAUCUUAUACGGAAGCUCUGGAUGCUCCUUUUCAUUUCUGUUAAAUUAUUUACAAUAUGUCGAGGUACCUUUGUAUUUGAGACUGUUAAGAUUCUUGCCAAUUAUCACACUAUGAAGGAUUUGCACAAGUAUAAUUUAGAAUCUCAGGUGACCGAUGUCUGUAGCGAGACUUGAAUCGCAAGGGGCUAGUAUAUUAGUUAGCUGUAUGUCCUAAGUGUGAAUAAACAAAUAUAGAACUUGAAUUGUAAUAUUAGGUACCAAUUUUUUUGGAUAUCAGAUAGAUGCUACGUAUUUCAGGAUUUGCUAUACAAGCUUCCAGACUGUGAAUAAACGACGUAAUGUUUUGCCAACAUAGACUUUGUUGAUAUUUAUUGUAAAUCGAUUCUUAUGUGCCUUUGUACUAUAACAAAAUGACUGGAUUUGAUAUAGUCAGUUUUAUUCAAAGAGAUUUAAAUGACACGACUUUAGUGUGUGUUUGCACAAAAUAUGUUUAUUCAAUAUUAUUAAUUAUGUAUACCUAUUAAUUUUAAUUAAAUACAUCCAUUUACAUUUUACAGACCCUAAGUCAAUUUAAGUUUAAAUGUUAUAAAAUAGUAAUAAAUAUUUGAUUGCUAAGUCACGCCCUUAAAGUAUAAUCGAAUAGAAUGGUGCUUAGUUGAGGUUUUGUUAGAAAUAACUUGUAUUAUAGAAGUUUUAUGAGAUCACUUACACCAGCCGUAUUUUAGCGUAAGUUUUACGUUUUCAGUUUAAUAGACAGUUAGGUAGAGUUAGACCAAGCCUAGUUGGCAGCCAUUUUGAUAGCACAGUCUGCGAAAAUGUUAAUUAUACGUCAUAAUUUCAUAUAAGUUUGACGUUUAAAAUAACACUAGCACAGUCUGGGCUAAUCAGAAUCGCUGCCGACUUAGCUUGGUCUAACUAGAACAAGUUGUGGCGCCAGUGUGUUGUGCCGCGACGGCACGUGUUUUAAGCAAUCAUUUUAGACGAUCCAUUUUCAUAUUUUUUACUUUCUCGAUCCUAUUUAUUAAUUUUCAUAGUAUUGAUGAAUUUAUUUAUUGGUGUGUGGUGAUUUUUAAUAUUUUCCUGUUACUCAUAGUCGCCGUAUUGGUGAAACAGAAACUGUGAUUAUUAAGAUAAAUAUUAAAAUUACUGUCACACUCGUUUUGUAUUGAAUGUGAAUAAAUUAUAUAGUUGAAAAA
Messenger RNA from Cydia splendana, 7789 nucleotides. RefSeq names its product mediator of DNA damage checkpoint protein 1 (gene Nuak1). Bases 252 to 6503 code for a protein of 2083 amino acids. Gene Ontology annotation, cellular component: cytoplasm. Gene Ontology annotation, molecular function: protein serine/threonine kinase activity; ATP binding. Gene Ontology annotation, biological process: intracellular signal transduction; protein phosphorylation. Lineage: Eukaryota; Metazoa; Arthropoda; Insecta; Lepidoptera; Tortricidae. The record is from RefSeq and is a predicted model, not a curated record. The transcript has 29 exons.